UUCAUCUGCUCUCAGAAGCUGAAACUCCCCGCAGGAACUCCCGGCCACUUUUCCCCACAAUGCCAUUCAUCCCACCGAGCGACAGCAGGCGCAGCUCCGUUUACGCGACCAUGUGGAGAAUACGCAGUAUCUUUUGCGCAUGGACAAUACUGUUUUGGACAGAAGUCUAUGCGCAGUCUCAGCGGAGACCUGUUUUCACAUGUGGAGGGAACAUCACAGGAGAGUCUGGAGUAAUCGGGAGCCAAGGGUAUCCAGGAGUUUACCCUCCAAAUACCAAAUGUGUGUGGAGAAUCACAGUCCCUGAAGGCAGGGUGGUGGUGCUGUCAUUCCGCUUUAUUGACCUGGAGAGCGACAACCUGUGCCGCUAUGACUAUGUGGAUGUUUACAGCGGUCAUGUCAGCGGACAGAGGCUCGGACGCUUCUGUGGGACGUUCAAGCCGGGAGCCCUGGUCUCCACGGGCAACAAGAUGCUACUGCAGAUGGUGUCUGAUGCCAACACUGCUGGGAGUGGCUUCCUGGCUGUUUUUUCUGCUGCCCACCCACAUGAGAGAGGGGAACAGUACUGUGGAGGCAGAUUGGACAAACCUGCCGGGACGUUCAAAACACCCAACUGGCCGGAGAAGGACUACCCAGCGGGGGUCACCUGCGCCUGGCACAUAGUGGCUCCAAAGAACCAGAUUAUUGAAGUUAAGUUUGAGAAGUUUGAUGUGGAACGAGACAACUACUGCCGAUAUGACCACGUCUCCAUUUUCAACGGGCCAGAAAUCAACGACGCAAAGAGGAUUGGGAAGUACUGUGGAGACAGCCCCCCAGCGCCCGUCUUCUCAGAGGGGAAUCAGCUCCUAAUCCAGUUCCUGUCUGAUCUCAGCCUGACUGCAGAUGGCUUCAUCGGACACUACAAGUUCAGGCCAAAGAAGUUCCCCACCACCACCAUCCCACCCACCACUACCACACAGCCAGUCACCACCAGGCCCAUACCUCUGAAGUACUCUGUCGCCCUUUGCCAGCAGAAAUGUAAAAGAAGAGGAACACUUGAAAGCAAUUAUUGCUCCAGCAAUUUUGUGAUAACAGGGACCGUCAUUACAGCGGUGAUGAGAGGAGGAAGCAUGUACGCCACCGUGUCUAUCAUCAACGUUUAUAAGGAAGGCAACCUGGUGAUCCAGCAGGCUGGAAAGACAAUGAGCACCAAGAUCAUCAUCCUGUGCAAGAAAUGCCCGUUCAUCCGAAGAGGCUUGAACUACAUUUUCAUGGGCCAGGUGGACGACGAAGGUCGGGGGAAAAUCGCCCCGCAACACUUUGUCAUGGCGUUCAAGGCCAAGAACCAGAAAGGACUGAACGUGCUGAAAAACAAGCAGUGCUGAGUUCCAGUCGCUGUGGAGAUGUCGGUAUCGGACCGCUGCGCCCGGGGCUCGGCCGUGGAUGGAAACAAUUAAGCAAAACAGCAAUUUCCUCCUCGACAGCACAAACACGAGUCAUUAAAAAUCAAGCUGAGAGUGGGAUGCAGCGCUGCCAGCCAGAAAAUGCAGAAUGUGGAGAUCAAACAUUCCAGUGAGGAGGACUGGCUUUAGCUGCAGAUCGCUCGUUGAAAAGUUCUUCUUUUUUAUUUUUUAACAAAAAAAAAAGCUGUCUGUUAACUUAUUUUGCAAUUUCAGACGAGCAACUUUUAGUAUGCACAACUGCUUGGACAUCUCAUAGAGGCACUUUCACUCCCAAAUGAUUUUCUUUUACAGUCUGAUCAAAGGACGGUUGAAAGUGAUAGCGAAACCCAUCUGGCAGAAAAGUCUCACCUUCAAGAUGGAUAUCUGUUCGGGAUUUGUUCCAGCUGGUAGUUUUAAUGACGGUGUGACAACCUGACAUUAAUUUCCUGUGUUCAGUUUAAUGGGCAGGUUUGGAAACUUAAAUUGUGGUGAUCGAAGUGCAAUAUGUAAUAUAUAUAUGAGAGAAACUUUUCUUCUGGUGGUAUGUAAAACCAAAAUGAGGACUUUCCUGUCUGAAGCUUUCUUCUUGAGUUUGGUGAAUGGAUUUCAAACUACCACCUUUCAUACAUGUUAUUUCCUUUUUGUCAAUGUUUUUAAAGUAAUAGGUAUGAAAUGGAAACUAUUUUCAUAUAUAUGUAAGUCUUUGAAUAUUAUUUAUAUUUGAUUGUUUUCACCUGUCAAAGUAAAUCU
This is a messenger RNA of Salarias fasciatus (jewelled blenny), 2168 nucleotides long. RefSeq names its product procollagen C-endopeptidase enhancer 2b (gene pcolce2b). The record is from RefSeq and is a predicted model, not a curated record. The transcript has 9 exons. Bases 60 to 1361 code for a protein of 433 amino acids. Gene Ontology annotation, molecular function: collagen binding; protein binding; peptidase activator activity. Lineage: Eukaryota; Metazoa; Chordata; Actinopteri; Blenniiformes; Blenniidae.